CUCUAGGGUAAGGUUUCAGGUCAGCUGGGGUGUAUAAAGAUAGGUGCCAAGCCUAGGCAGCAAAGACGACAGUGAAUGGCAAGAAGCAGGCAGAUCCUUGCUGCCGCCACCUGGGAUGGAGCCCUAAGGAGCCUUAAGGAGGCCCCGUGCUUCCCCUACCCUGGCUGGACUCACAGCCUCCUCCCUGCACUAAAGCCCAGGACUACAGAGUGGCCUCCCCUCCCCGGACCUCCUCUGGACCCUGGAGGGACUAGGCAGAGCCUUCUGGGACCAUGGUUGGACUAAAGCCUUCAGAGGUGCCUCCCACAACAGCUGUGAAGUUCUUGGGAGCAGGCACGGCUGCCUGUUUUGCUGACCUCCUCACCUUUCCACUGGACACAGCCAAGGUCCGCCUGCAGAUCCAGGGGGAGAACCACGCAGCACAGAGCGCCCAGUACCGCGGCGUGCUGGGCACCAUUCUGACCAUGGUGCGCACCGAGGGUGCCCGUAGCCCCUACAACGGGCUGAUCGCCGGCCUGCAGCGCCAGAUGAGCUUCGCCUCCAUCCGUAUUGGCCUCUAUGACUCCGUUAAGCAGUUCUACACCCCCAAAGGAUCGGAUUGCUCCAGCAUCACCACCCGGAUUUUGGCGGGCUGCACCACAGGGGCCAUGGCAGUGACCUGCGCCCAGCCCACAGAUGUGGUGAAGAUCCGGUUUCAGGCCAGCAUGUGCCUUGGGCCUGGGAGCGACAGGAAGUACAGCGGGACAAUGGAUGCCUACAGGACCAUCGCCAGAGAGGAAGGCAUCAAGGGCCUGUGGAAAGGAACGUGGCCCAACAUCACAAGGAAUGCCAUUGUCAACUGUGCUGAGAUGGUGACCUAUGACAUCAUCAAGGAGAAGCUGCUAGACUAUCACCUGCUCACCGACAACUUACCCUGCCACUUCGUCUCCGCCUUUGGAGCCGGCUUCUGUGCCACGGUGGUGGCCUCCCCAGUGGAUGUGGUGAAGACCCGGUACAUGAACUCGCCCCCAGGCCAGUACCGCAGCCCCCUGGACUGUAUGCUGAAGAUGGUGGCCUGGGAGGGCCCCACAGCCUUCUACAAAGGAUUUACACCCUCCUUCUUGCGUUUGGGAACCUGGAACGUGGUGAUGUUUGUGACCUACGAGCAGUUGAAACGGGCCUUGAUGAAAGUCCAGGCGCUUCGGGAAUCUCCGUUUUGAAUGAGACAAGGCCACUCAGUGCUUAACUGGAACAAAACCAGUUAAAGCAGUGGGUCCAUGCACACAUGGACACAGACCCACACAUGUUUACAGAACUGUUUCCUUUCUACUGACUCAAGAAAUAGAAGAGGAGGAAGGAUUCUGGUCUUCAGUGCUUUAUCUUAAGAACACCUUUGUUUUGCACUGACAAGAUGAAAAAUAAAUUAUAUUAAUUUAGGUAAUUUAGGUUUGAUGCCUAACAUUUAGGCAUGAGGAAAUAAACCAAAACAGAUUCAUUUGGGUAAAAUGGAAGUCUGCACAUGUAUGUCCCCUAAAAAUAUGAUUAAAUGAUGAAUUAUAAACAGGAAAGACUGCCAGCCCAGGACCACGUGGCAGACAUGACACACUUGGAAAUCAGCUACGGAGGCUGGAAGGACACUGCCAGAGCUACACAGGCUGUGAGCACAGCCUUCAAGUAACUGCAGGUCAUCAGCCAUGUGCGUAAUGUGUCUGCCAGUAGAAUCCACUGGAUUCUAGGACACGUGAGAAAGAAAAGAGAAAACCUAGAACCUAGGCCAAAGGAGCGCUGCUAGGCCAAUGUGAGAUGUUCCCUGACCACUCUGCAGAAUCAAGAGGGCAGCGCCGUCUCCUUUCCUGGGAGUAAUAAUCCCUUCCCUUCUACCACCCCACGGGUGUUAUGAGGAUCAGUGAGAAGCUGCACAGAAAGUGCCUAAAAAAGCAAAACCUCAGUACAGUAAAAGUAAGGACAAUGCCUUGGGGAAGGUUUUGUCAGGAGAAUGGGGAGCUGCCAGGGAAGAAGGUGUUGAAAGACGGUUUUCUGGAGGUGAGACCGAAGGAAGCAGGGACCAGGGCCGAGGUGACAGAGGGUGAUAUGCAGCUGCAGAAGCCCCGCUCCCAUGCAGCCCCGUUCCAGGGCAGUCUUGAGAGGCACCUGCAAGGGCGUGGGGUUUGGGGAAGAAGGGGUAGAUGCCAGCUGACAGCCCCAAGUAGCAAGACUCAGAGUGUUUUGGAAAUUUAUUAUGACUCAAUAAAGAAAUCCAAACCUUGAGUGUGGGAAUGAGCACAGCCACUUUUCAGCCUCCUCUUUCUUGAACAAAAUUGCCCCUUCUCACCUCAGGCUUCCUGUUUGUCAGGGCUGGGCCACAUCUGGCCCCACACGCCCACAUUGCCUUCUGCCCUCCGCAUGCUGGUUGCUCUGCCUUUUAGGGCUUUAGCUUCUCUACCUGUAAAAGGCAGGACUGAACCACCUGACCUCCUUCUGAACUUGACUGGAUGUCUUUCAGGUUGAUAAUGAGGACCCAGAAUGCCAGUCUCUUUCUGCUGCUCAGCAGCCUAUGUGGCUCUGAUGACAGAACUGGGUUCAAACUUCACCCUCCACUCACUGUCCCUCUUCUCUGUUCUCUGCCAUGCUGAGCUGUGCAGAGCUCUCACCACGGGAUGGCCCGGGCAUUCUCAAGCAUAAGGCACCAGACCUCCAGAGCUACCCUCACUGUCCCAGGGCCCUCACACCACAGACACGGAGCUCCACACAGCUACACUCAGAGCAAGCUGCUGGCCAACAUGUAACAGGAUCUUCAAAAUUCACAAAGAAAACAGGCAAAGUAGGCUGUCCUCUACAUAUCCACAAGGAGCUAUGCUACAGAAGUAUAACUUACACAUGUCAAGAAAGAUGAAUGCACAUACUUUGAGGAACUAUUAUAGUCUAGAUUAUUUUAUGCUGUACCUUUACCAUUUAUUGGAUAUUGUUGUAAAGGGCCUGAGGGUAACACCAUUUUUGCAUUAUACUGAAAGAGGACAUUAUGAACAAUGAGAAGAGCUAUGUUUCAUUGUCCAGUCUUAUCAGGGCCGGCAGAGGUUUCCUGGCAUAGACAAUACAUUGAUAUUACGAAUCAGUGUAAACCAUCGAAUUUUUUUGUUUUUCAGAUUUCGAGGACUGGUCACAUAUAGUGUGACCAUUUGAAGCACGGUCACCUUUUCUACCAAAACAGCCCAUGGAAACAGACAUAGAGGCAUAGUGGGUGGUACAGGCUGGUCAAAUUACAAAAAUGACAUAAAGAUAUGCAUUUUGCCUGAGAAAUAUAAAAGACUUAUAUAAAUAUAAGAGAAAUAUAAA
Messenger RNA from Manis javanica (Malayan pangolin), 3312 nucleotides. RefSeq names its product uncoupling protein 3 (gene UCP3). The record is from RefSeq and is a predicted model, not a curated record. Gene Ontology annotation, biological process: transmembrane transport. NCBI's taxonomy places the organism in Eukaryota, Metazoa, Chordata, Mammalia, Pholidota, Manidae.